Penicillium taxi is the source of this 564-nucleotide messenger RNA. Its product is annotated as PHO88 family protein. NCBI's taxonomy places the organism in Eukaryota, Fungi, Ascomycota, Eurotiomycetes, Eurotiales, Aspergillaceae. Gene Ontology annotation, cellular component: mitochondrion; endoplasmic reticulum. The record is from RefSeq and is a predicted model, not a curated record. Gene Ontology annotation, biological process: protein targeting to ER. The coding region runs from base 1 to 564 and encodes 187 amino acids. The transcript has 3 exons.
AUGGUUUCCGCUCAAGUUACAAACCUUGCCAUCAUCUUGGUGAUGAUGCAGUUGUCCAAGAAGAUUCCAUUCGAGGACCCGGAUGUUCUUCUUCUUGUGCGCGGCAUGUACAUCUUGUCCAACGUGCUGAUUCUGGGAAUCUAUCUCUACACGCAAUCCAAGGUCAAUGCGAAAAAGGAUAUGACGACCCUCAAGUACGUUGAGCCUGCGCAGAUGGGCAGUGGUGAGGAGCCCAAGCCCGUGACCACCACUGUCAUGGACUAUGACAAGGCACAGCUCCGCCAGCUGAUGCGCAGCCAGCUGAUGGGUGUCGGCAUGAUGUGUGUGAUGCACCUGUACAUGAAGUACACCAACCCUCUGCUUAUCCAGUCGAUCAUCCCUCUCAAGGGUGCAAUUGAGGCCAACCUGGUCAAGAUCCACAUCUUUGGCAAGCCUGCCACUGGCGAUCUGUCGCGUCCCUUCAAGAGCUCCGGCGGCUUCAUGGCCCAGGGCCAGCCCAAGAGCGACAAGGCCUCUAUCGAGGCUGCCGAGAAGAACUACCGUGGUGGUGUUAAGGAGGAAUAA